UGCAGCGGGCGCACAGAGCAGCCUGAAAAUGGCACUCAAUUGGAUUUACCCUUCCCUUCUUUUCUGUCUUCUUCUACGUUUGCUCACACCUUCGCUGGCCUUAAGGAAUUACCCUGAAAACGAAGUGACCCUGCUGGACUCCAUGUCUGCGCUGGGAGAUUUGGGAUGGGAGGCGUACCCAGCAGAAGGGUGGGAGGAGAUCAGUGUGAUGGACGAGCGCAACACGCCCAUGCGUACCUACCAGGUGUGCAACGUGAUGGAGGCCAACCAGAACAACUGGCUGAGGACGCGGCACAUCGCCCGGGACGGCGCCCAGCGCGUCUACGUGGAGAUCAAGUUCACGCUGCGCGACUGCAACAGCUUACCGGGAGUACCGGGCACCUGCAAGGAGACCUUCAACAUGUACUACUACGAGUCCAAUAACCCUAGCCUCUGGUACAUCAAGGAGAGCCAGUACGUGAAGAUCGACACCAUCGCAGCCGACGAGAGCUUCACGCAGGUGGACGUGGGCGACCGCGUCAUGAAGCUCAACACGGAGGUGCGCGACAUCAGCAACCUCAGCAAGAAGGGCUUCUACCUGGCCUUCCAGGACGUGGGCGCGUGCAUCGCGCUCGUCUCCGUGCGCGUGUUCUACAAGAAGUGUCCGCUCAGCGUCGUCAACUUGGCGCAGUUCCCGGAUACGGUAACCGGCGGCGACUCCACUCUGGUGGAGGUGCGCGGCACCUGCGUUAAUGAUUCCGAGGAGGCGGAGCUGCCGCGUAUGUACUGCAGUGCAGAUGGCGGGUGGCUCGUGCCGAUUGGUCGAUGCGUCUGCAAGCCGGGAUUCGAGGAGCACAAGGACUUCUGCCAACCGUGCACCCCGGGUUUCUACAAGGCGGAGGCCACUAACGCGGGGUGUGAGGCGUGUCCUGCCCACAGCUUCUCCCAGGAGGAGAGGGCCGCCGAGUGCACCUGCGAGAAGGGAUACUACCGAGCCGACGGGGACCCGCGCUCCAUGCCCUGCACACAGCCCCCCUCCGCCCCAGAGAACCCCAUCUCCACCAUAAACGAUACCUCGGUGACGCUGGAGUGGAGCGCGCCGCGGGACUCCGGUGGCCGUGGCGACGUGGCCUACAACGUGCACUGCAGGAAGUGCUCCUCGCCCGACGGCAGGAAGUGCGGCCCGUGCGGUGGCGGCCUCCACUUCGCGCCACGCCAGUUCGGGCUCACGGUCGCCAAGGUGCAGGUGACGGACCUGUCGCCACACAGCAACUACAGCUUCAGCAUCGAGGCCGUCAACGGAGUCUCAGAUCUCACCACCGUCGCCAGGCAACAGGUCACCGUCAACAUCACCACCAGCCAGACUGUGAGUGUGGUCCUGAAGGAGCGUAGGAGUAAGGACAGCAUCACUCUGGCCUGGCAGGGUCCAGAGAGGGCCAGCGGGGCCAUCGUGGAGUAUGAAGUCAUCUACUACGAGAAGAACCAGCGAGACCAGAACUACACGGUUCUGAAGACCAAGUCCAACAUGAUGACUGUGGAGGGCCUGAAGCCCGGCACCAUAUACGUGUUCCGGGUGCGAGCGCGCACCGACGGAGGAUACGGCAACUACGGAGGAGAAAUCGAACUGGAGACCAGUCGUGAAGACAUGUUGGCCAUCGGGGAUCCCAACCAGUCCACCAUCUUGGCCGUGUCCAUCGCUGGGGGAAUCGUACUGCUCAUCUUCCUCGUGGCCUGCUUCGUAGUGAGUGGGAGACACUGCGGCUACAUCAAGGCCAAGCAGGACCCAGAUGAGGACAAGAUGCAGUUUCAGCACGGAAGAGUGAAGCUGCCGGGCAGUCGUACCUACAUCCACCCCCACACCUAUGAGGACCCCAACCAGGCGGUACGGGACUUCGCCAAGGAGAUCGACGCCUCUAGCAUUCGCAUCGAGCGCGUUAUCGGCGCAGGUGAGUUUGGGGAGGUGUGCAGCGGCCGUCUCCGUCUGCCCAGCAAGCGUGAGAUCUACGUGGCCAUCAAGAGCCUGAAGGCGGGCUACUCGGAGAAGCAGAGGCGGGACUUCCUGUCCGAGGCUUCCAUCAUGGGCCAGUUCGACCACCCCAACAUCAUCCGAUUGGAGGGAGUCGUCACCAGAUGUAAGCCGGUGAUGAUUAUAACGGAGUACAUGGAGAAUGGAUCGUUGGACACAUUCCUAAAGAAACACGAUGGUCAGUUCACCAUAAUCCAGUUGGUGGGCAUGAUGCGUGGCAUCGCGUCGGGCAUGAAGUACCUCUCGGACAUGAGCUAUGUGCACCGCGACCUGGCGGCGCGCAACAUCCUGGUCAACUCCAACCUCGUCUGCAAGGUGUCCGACUUCGGCCUCUCCAGAGUCCUAGAAGACGACCCCGAGGCGGCAUACACCACUCGGGGAGGGAAGAUCCCGAUUCGCUGGACGGCUCCCGAGGCCAUCGCCUACAGGAAGUUCACCUCGGCCAGCGACGUGUGGAGCUACGGGAUCGUCAUGUGGGAGGUCGUCUCCUAUGGAGAGCGGCCAUACUGGGAGAUGAGCAACCAGGACGUGAUCAAGGCGAUAGACGAGGGCUACCGGCUCCCGGCCCCCAUGGACUGUCCCCUGGUGCUGCAUCAGCUGAUGCUGGACUGCUGGGAGAAGUGUCGUAACGAGAGGCCCAAGUUCGGCCAGAUCGUCAACACCCUUGACAAGCUCAUCCGCAACCCCAGCAGCCUCAAGGAGCUGGCCAACAGCAACGUCUGGGAGGAUCCCCCGUCGCCGGAGUUUGCGGUGAGCACGGUGGAGGACUGGCUCGAGGCCCUGAAGAUGGCGCAGUACCGCGACAACUUCACCAGUGCCGGAUACGUCACCCUCGACUCCGUACUUUAUAUCAGCAUCAGUGAGCUCCAGAAGUUGGGUGUGACGCUUGUGGGCCACCAGAGAAAGAUCCUGUCCAGCAUUCAGAGUCUACAUACUACACAAGGGACCCACGUACACGUAUAACCAACCCGCCUCUUCCUCCCAGCCAUCCUCC
Molecule: messenger RNA, 2999 nt
Organism: Engraulis encrasicolus (European anchovy)
Lineage: Eukaryota; Metazoa; Chordata; Actinopteri; Clupeiformes; Engraulidae
Gene: epha4b
Product: eph receptor A4b
Exons: 18
Coding region: 29-2968 (979 amino acids)
Biological process (GO): axon guidance; ephrin receptor signaling pathway; protein phosphorylation
Cellular component (GO): plasma membrane; dendrite
Molecular function (GO): protein binding; transmembrane-ephrin receptor activity; ATP binding
Source: RefSeq, a predicted model, not a curated record